Messenger RNA from Xenia sp. Carnegie-2017, 3061 nucleotides. Its product is annotated as transforming growth factor-beta receptor-associated protein 1-like. The coding region runs from base 90 to 2690 and encodes 866 amino acids. The record is from RefSeq and is a predicted model, not a curated record. Lineage: Eukaryota; Metazoa; Cnidaria; Anthozoa; Malacalcyonacea; Xeniidae. Gene Ontology annotation, cellular component: membrane; cytoplasm. Gene Ontology annotation, biological process: intracellular protein transport; endosomal vesicle fusion; autophagy. The transcript has 30 exons.
AUUGAAGAAUGAAUUAUCAAAACAUAAAUAUAAACAAAUAAUCGGAUCCUACAGCAGGAAUUUCGCUUUUUGCUAAAAUUUCUUAAAAAAUGAGUUUCAAUGCAUUUGACUUGGUUUCUGUUAUAGAUCGUGUUCAGUUGAUGGGUGAUAAAGCAAAGACAACGGUGCAAUGUUUGGAUUGUGCAGCUCAAAAUUUGUUUGUUGGAACUGGUGACAGUUUGAUUAUUCACUACAUCAUAGCAGAUGAUGUCUCACCAUCUGGGAAACCUGUGUUUGAAUAUAGUUUACAAGGAUACAAAUCACUAUCUUUGAAGAAACCCGUACAACAAUUACUCACAGCAGCAGCAAUAAACCGACUGCUGGUCCUUUGUGAUGGUGUCUUGUUCCUGCUCAGUAUUAUGGGCUUGGAGAUGAUAAUUUCUGGAUACAAAGACAAACUGAAAGGCGCUACCUGUAUUGCACGCAAUGACAAUCCUUCAUCAUUUGAUCCAUUCGCAGUAGAGGUUUGCGUUGGAACACGAAAGAAAGCAAUCUACAUAGCUAUGAUAACAGAAGACAAUAUCUACACAACGCGAGAAAUAACGCUCAACGAACCUCCGAUUCAAAUGAAUUUUAACGGGAACACAGUUUGCGUUGCUUUAUCAAAUGUUUACUGUAACAUCGACAUACCCACAAGCAAAGUGCAAGAACUAAUUAGUUAUGAACCUCAAAAUAAACCAAUAAUCACAAGAAUUACCACGGAGGAAUUCUUGUUGAGUGGACCAACGGACAUCUUAGGAAUGUUUGUGACAUCACAGGGAACCUCGUUAAGGCCACCAUUGAGUUGGACUGAUGGUCUUGUUGCUCUUGGGUACUCUUUUCCCUACGUUAUUGCUGUUGGUCGUGCAUCUAUCACAGUUUAUAGUAUUUUGGAAUCUGAUAAAAACUCCAUAAAAGAAGUCAUACCUUUUCAGGCAGGCUGUCUUACUUGUAGUGUUGAAAAUAAAGUGUUCAUAUGUACAGAAAAGUCUGUCUUCUGUCUCGUCCAGAUAACUUUUAAAAAACAAAUCGAAAAUUUACUUAAAACAAAAAAGGUUGAGGAAGCAAUACGACUUGCUAAAGUAGCGAUGCAGACAGAGUUGGGAAGUUCUAGAGAUAAACACUUGUUAUCCCGAACACAACAAGAAGCUGGUUUGAUAUAUUUAAUGGAGGGUAAAUACACUCAAGCUUUAGAGUUGAUGCAUCAGGGAAACGUUGAUGUAAGAGAGCUGAUUGCAAUAUUUUCUGAGUUGCGUUGCAGCAAUUCUCUCUUCAAACCUCAAAUACCUGGAAUAGAUAAAAUAAGACAGCUAAUUAGUACAGACGCCGAUAUGGAAAAGAAGAUAAAAAUUUUCGUCUUAGAAUACUUAGAAGAAAGUAAAGGAUCUGAAAAAGUUUAUAAUCUUAUCAAAGAAGAAAUUGACACGGCAUUGUUGAAACUUUACGCGGAAGAAAAUUCGCCCAUUUUACAAGAUCUUAUAUGUAACGAGAACGCAUGCGCGUACGAAGAUAGUGUAGACUGUUUACAGAAACAUAAGCGUUUUCAUUGUCUUGCUUUGUUGCAUAAAUCAUGCCAUUACGAAGAAAAAGCUCUUCAACUGUGGACUAGAUUAGUCGAUAAAGAAUUAGAAGAUCCGAAUUUUCCUGGCAUAGAAACGAUCAUAAAAUGUUUGACGAGUAUUGAAAACGAGGAAUUAAUUUGGCGUUAUGUUCCAUGGAUAAUGAAAAAAGAUCAAUCUUUGGCAGUCAGGAUAUUUUGUGGAAGAAGUCCUGAUGACACUUCAAAAAAACUACAAAUAGACUACGUCAUGGAAUAUUUCAGCAAAUUUCCUAAGGCUCUUCAGAAGUACCUUGAAUAUUUAGUUUAUGAUAGAAAAUUACAGAAUGAAAGGUAUCAUAGUCGUCUAGCGAUAUUAUACUUAGAUGAAGUUCUAACUUUAAUAAGGGAAACAAACGCUUCAAAAGAUGACAUAGACAAGGCAAGGCUUGCUUUCCGAUCAUUGUUGAAAUUUUCUUCACUUUACAAUGCUUCGCUGUUGCUUUCAAAAAUUUCUGAAGAUAGUGGAUUGGAUCUAGAAUCAGCCAUUUUGUAUGGCAGGCUAGAGCAUCAUGAAAAAGCUUUGAAAAUUUACGUUCAUCGAUUACAAGACUAUGAAGGUGCCGUGACUUACUGUGAGUUUUAUUCCAAGAAUCGCGAAACGGCUUAUCGAAAGAGAUUGUUUCAUCAACUCCUUACUGUGUAUUUGAACACGAACAGCAGCGCACGGAGUAAUGAUCAUGUUGUGGCCGCUGUUAGGUUACUUAACUCACAUAUCCGAGAUUUUGAACCGAUUAAGGUGAUAGAGAUAAUUCCAGAUGAAUGGUCUGUAAGAUUAAUUUCACCGUUCCUUCUCGGUCUAUCACGUGAAAGUCUUCACGCCAGUAGAAAUAGUCAAGUUCAAAAAAACCUUAGGAGAGCUGAAAAUAUCAAAGCAAAGAAAGGUUACAUUAAAUGCACUAGGAAACCAGUAACAAUAACUGACGAAACUUAUUGUCGUGUUUGCCGCCGUACCUUCAACGAUAGCAAUAUGGCAAGAUAUCCCAAUAACAUUAUAACACAUGUUCAUUGCGCAAAACACAAAACACUAUGUCCUGUAACUGGGCAAAUGUUUCCAAUGAACGAAGAUCUUUGAUAACAAAAUGAUUUAUCGAAGGCACUCGACUACUGCUGUACUUUGUUGCUCAUUGUACUGUUAAUAGGUUAAAUAAUAUCGCAGAACUUAAUAUUGGUAAAGCAUGAUAGAGAUGGGCAACUGAAUUUAUUUUAGUUGUGUAUACUGACUCUAAAUAAUAUUGUCAUGUUAUAAUAUACAUGUAGCUAUAUUGUACACAUCAAUAUAUCGACGUAUAUGACUGUUCUUUGAAUGAGGGAAAUUAAGUUGUGAAUUUUUGUGGUUGUCUAAUCUUAAUAUCACGAAAAAUUAAUUUUUUUAUGCAAUAAUGUAAAUAUUUAUCCACUCUCCAUCAAUUUGAUAUAACAUUAAUGAAACAUUUAUUCGUCAAA